AUGUCUCUACCAUCAACACCUGCACGAUCGAGCCGGAGCUCAGCAACGUCGUCGCCCUCAUCGCGCGGCUCAAGAUCUCCAAUCGAGCUCACGCCGCGCAGCAAAGUCAAGGCCCUUCUCGCAAGAUUUGAUGAAGACUCAGAUGACGAGCUGCCCAUCAGGAAACCUGUGCGACCCGCCGAGAGGUCAAUUGUAGAAGCUGCUCGAUCCCCGAGGCGGUCACCGGCGUUGUCAGCAUCACGAGCCAGCAGUCCAGAGCGUAUACAUAGCACUGGUAAAAAUUCUGUCCAGCAUGGUGCUCAGCCGAGGGACCAGACGCCGGGUCUCUUCGUAUCUCCAGCCGAAAUUGCAUCCCCGCAAGCCGCAGGCUCGGAUUCAGACUCCGGCGUUCCCACUCGUGCUACCCACAAUGCUCGCUUCGCGGAGCUGGUCGCUCGGAAACGAGCAGAGCGCGAAGCGCGAGAGAAAGAAGAGCGAGCAAUACAGCAGCGCAUUUUAAAAGCCACGCAAAAAUCAAGGAUACCCCAUACCGCUGAGACGGACAGCGAGGAUGAGGCGGCAGGCCGGAAGUUGACCCAGCAGGCACGGCCUACGCGCAGAGCGGGCAAGAAGGCUAUAGAGGAGAUGAACAGGGAGACGCAGCGCAUGCAGCGGAACAUGCAGUUGACGCAUCAGGCGAGAACGAAGAAGAGGAUCACUACGAAGGAUCUCUUUGCCAAGCUCAACUAUAACCAACCGCAGCCUAGCAAAGCUGCUGCCUCAUCAGACGCUGAGGCCAUCCAAGACAAAGACACACCACCGACAAGCCCACCACUUAGUGAUGGUGAAGAUCGUACCGGGAAAGAAGCUGGGAGCGCGGGUGAGGUCAGACACGGGGCUAAUCACAUGAACGCAGUGCAGAUUGAGGAGGAUGCCAACGAUGACCUACCAUCGCUGCUGGAUAUCAUCGGGCAGAAGAUGAAGAAACAGGACAAGGGCAAAGCUCCCAUGAGGGAUGUGGAUGUACAAGCGGCACCAGAUAGCUUUGAUCUAGCUACAUGUCUGAGGCCUAAGGCAUCCUCGACAGAGAAACAGUCGUCUCUGAUGCUUGGUCGGGACAGUCUACUUCAGAAACCCACGCAGCCGAAAGAAAUUGACUUGAGCUCCGACGACGACAUCCCCAAACCCACCAAACCUCAGAAGUCCAGUCGUCUCCCCGUCUUCGAUCAAAUGCCAGCCAAGAAAGCGUCCGAAUCCAACUCCAUGCUCACUCUACGGGCUCUAGCCCACGUUACCUCACCAAAUAAGACCAGAGGAUCCAGAGGGUCUCUUACACCUUCCGAACUUCAGCUUCAGCUGCAACGACGGGCCCGACAGCAAGCGCAGAAAGCCAGAGAGGAAAGGAUCGCCGGCCUGAAAGCGAGAGGUAUUAUCGUUCAAACGGAGGAAGAGCGUGAGAGGGACCAGCUGGAGCUAGAUAACUUGUUGGAUAAGGCGAGGAAAGAGGCUAUGGUGCUUGCUAAGAAGGAGAAGGAUGCUGCGAAGAAAGAUGAAGUUCAAGCUAGCGGCGAUCGUCUGCCUGAUAGCGAAGAUGAGGAUGAGGAUGAAGACUACAUCUCUAGUGAGGAAGAGGAGGAAGGUGGUGUGGAGCUCUCGGGAUCUGAGGACGAAGAGGAGGUCCAAGAAGAUGAGGAAGACGGAGAGACGGCGGCAGGCGAAGGGCUGUUUGACGACCAAGCGGACGAUGAUGCCGGCGAAGAUGAAGAAGUACGCUCCGAUGAGUCGGAUGUUGAGAUGAACGAUGUAGCUUCCGAGUCAGAGCCGGAGGUGAAACCCACCAGAGGUGGAAAGCAGAUCAGGAACAAACGGGUCAUCACGGACGAGGAAGAUGAGGAUAUUGAGAUAUCAGUUGCCGCGAGCGCGCAACCGCCACCCUCAGAGCCAAGCGACGAGAUGGCCGCCUUUGGCUUCGGAGCAGUACCCGCAAGCUCUAUGGGUCUUACCCAGAUGUUCGCUGGUACGAUGCUCGACACACAGUCACAGUCGCAAUCUGGCAGCGGCAUCAGCCCACAUGUGGAAAUCGAUCAACAGCAAGAUUCCCUUGACUUCCUACGAGGUCUUUCUUCAGCUGCUCCGAUGAACUGGGACGCUGCGAUGGUAGAACCUUUUCAGGACUUCCUCAUUCAGGACAGCCAGAUCAGCCCCUCACAGAACGAGCACACGCAAAGCCAAAUCGAUUCGGCAUCACAACAGAUCAAGCUUGGGAUCUCUCAGCUACCAUCACAGUUUCCGCGACAGACCCCCUUAUCCGAAGUGCCAGACCCAACCCAGGAUGUGGGCUUUCAAGCUCGUACGCCUGCCAAACGCUCCUUGCCUCCGCCUUCGACAGUGGAGACGGAGAUCUUGCCUAUCCCGGAGUCACCCGUCGUUAGGAGGAAGGGCCGUCUCCAGCGCCGCAGCGAACAGAUCACGGUCCUCUCUGACCUGGAUGAAAAUGAAGCCGAUGUGGUGUCGGGGUCAGAGGAUGAAGGACAGGAUGCGUCGGCCAAUUUAUUUGAUCUCAUGCGCAAAGCUGCCAAAAAGCAGACAGCUGUUGAGACCUUUGACAAGAAGAAGAGUAAUGCUAGAGAGAUGGUCCAGGAGCAAGCUGAAGAAUCCGAAGAUGAGUACGCUGGCCUCGGGGGUGCUAGCGACGAUGAGAGUACAGGCGAGAUGGAUGAGGAGGUGGCGAAGAUGAUCGACGAAGGCGAGGUUGACACUGACGAGCGGCAAAUUGCUGCAUUCUUUGCCGACAAGGAGCGCAAGGACGACGAAAAGCGCAUCGACAAGCUAUACAAAGACCUUAUGAAUGGCGCGCUACGCCGCAAGCGCGGAGCGGAGUUUGACCUGUCAGAUGACGACGACGAUCGCGCUCAGGAGCGCAGACGACGCAAGCAGAGAGAGUUCGCCAAGAUGCGCAAGGCCUUGCUCGCGGAUGAGAAUAUCGGGAAGAUCGCAGAGAACCCCAAGAAAGCCGCCUUCCUGGCUGCUAUCGAAGACCGCCUAGACGACGACAUCGACUUCCUCAAGUCUCCGGAGAAGCCCACAGAGCCGACGCCUUCAGCAGAGAACCAGAGAUCACCAACAAGGCGACGCAGGGUCUCUCCGAAUCCUCGGCGCACCGCUCAACCUACACGAACCCUAAGUUCACUAUCAAGAGCCGCAUCCCUCUCCCGCUCGCCAUCUCCCGCCACAGAUCUCGAAUCCGGCGCCGAGCUCUACGGCCCUCCCACCCCCCUGAAACCCUCCCGCGCCCCCUGCAUAAAUCGCCUCUCCCUCCUAACACCCACCACAACCACAACCACCUCCACUACGCCUCUCGCCUUCCACGCCCCCACCACCGGCCUCCACCGCCCCGGUUUCCGCAUUCCCUCGCUCCUGCGCCAAGCGACAUCCAACCAGUCCCUCGUAUCCACAACAUCCUCAACCUCAGGUCGUAAUACCCCGGUAGCGGAGAACACGGUUAGGAGAGGCGGGACGAAGAAGAGUAAUAUCCAUUACCAGGCUAGGGAGGCGGAGAGGAAGAAGGCGCUUGAAGCGGGGGAGAAGAGGAGAGUGGGGGAGGUGGAGAGAGCGGCGAGGAGGGCGAGGGAUGGGAGGGGUGUGCUUGCUGUGUUGGAGAAUGGGAGGGGGUUUGAGUAA
Molecule: messenger RNA, 3660 nt
Organism: Coniosporium apollinis CBS 100218
Lineage: Eukaryota; Fungi; Ascomycota; Dothideomycetes
Exons: 3
Coding region: 1-3660 (1219 amino acids)
Biological process (GO): mitotic DNA replication checkpoint signaling; mitotic G2 DNA damage checkpoint signaling; activation of protein kinase activity
Molecular function (GO): anaphase-promoting complex binding
Source: RefSeq, a predicted model, not a curated record